Verticillium nonalfalfae is the source of this 354-nucleotide messenger RNA. RefSeq lists its product as uncharacterized. NCBI's taxonomy places the organism in Eukaryota, Fungi, Ascomycota, Sordariomycetes, Glomerellales, Plectosphaerellaceae. The transcript is spliced from 2 exons. The coding region runs from base 1 to 354 and encodes 117 amino acids. The record is from RefSeq and is a predicted model, not a curated record.
AUGGCCAAGACAAGUUCAGCCAACGUCAAGAUGACGAAUUCAAGCAGCUCAUCGAUCGCAAAGACCUCGUCCUCUGGCAAAAGACUGUCAGUGGACCGCCCCUGGCAGUCGGAACAAGACCCGGGACACAGUUACCAGACGUCCACCCGAGGCAGCGGUACGUCCGAGCCUUUUACCCGCUGGCUUGACGAGCCCACCGGGCUUGGUCCGUACAAUAAUAUCGCGGAGGUGGCUGAGGGUGGCGGCGCGUAUACCACGUCGUCUGGAGGGCACCAAUCGAGCGGAGUGGCAGCCACGUGCAAGACGAAGCAUGGCCAGUCCAAGGAACACAAAAAGAAGCACCAUAAAAAGUGA